This is a messenger RNA of Juglans microcarpa x Juglans regia, 321 nucleotides long. Its product is annotated as auxin-responsive protein SAUR21-like. The record is from RefSeq and is a predicted model, not a curated record. NCBI's taxonomy places the organism in Eukaryota, Viridiplantae, Streptophyta, Magnoliopsida, Fagales, Juglandaceae. Bases 1 to 321 code for a protein of 106 amino acids. The transcript has a single exon. Gene Ontology annotation, biological process: response to auxin.
AUGGGUAUUAGUCUGCUGGAGGCGAUUCUUCAUGCUAAACAAAUUAUUCAAAGGUGGUCUCCCUCUAAGCGUCAAUUUUCAAUGACCAGUACGGUACUAAUCGAUGUUCCAAAAGGCCAUUUUGCCAUAUACGUGGGAGAGAAAGAGAAGAAGAUGAAGAAGCGCUUCGUGGUUCCAAUAUCCUACUUAAAGCAUCCUUUGUUCCAAGACUUGUUGUUUAAAGCUGCGGAAGAGUUUGGCUUCGAUCACCAAAUGGGAGGCCUCACAAUUCCUUGUGCCGAAGAGGAUUUCAUCAAUCUCACCUCUCGUUUAAAUAGCUAG